CCGAACCAUUUUGGUAGUUGGGUAUUCCUUGCACAAAAAACUUUCCUCGGACGCAAAAAUCUAUCCUGUUUUCCACGACUAUUCUUUCCACACUUCCCGAACGACGGCCACGGCCACAGAACCGCAAGUGCAAAUCCUGCCAAGCUCCACCUUCAAGCAACCGGAAGGAAAGUGAAUCGAAGUAGUGCAGAUUCGUACAGGAGUGCCCCAUCGCAAGUGCUGCUGCUCCGCAUUGUUAUUGUGCCCGCUUGGCCGUACACUGCACCGCGUUUGCAUGCAUUUAUUCUACCCCACCGUGAUUUACUAGUGCGGGUGCGAUAGUGUGAACCGGGCGUGUAGCAGGAUCGGUCGAAAAUGAUUAGCAUUGAUAAGAUCAAGGAAAGCUUCCCCAUCCAUUGGCACGUAUGGAACAACGAUUAUCAGGAGCUGCAGCAAGCCAUCAGCGAGAAAACGCAUGACCUAGAAAAGCUAGAUUCCCGGGGUCGAACACCGCUAAUGCUUGCGGUGAAACUGUGUCACCUGGAGUGUGUUAAAGCGCUGCUAGCCGCCAAAUGCAAUGCCAAUGUCGAAUGCGAUGGAUGGUCAGUCGUCCAGGAAGCGGUCUGCUCCGGCGAUGCCAACAUACUGACCGCAAUCCUCGAGGUGCGUGAUUUGCAGCGCCACAUCAAGCGCGUCUCGCACGUGCCGCAGCUGCUGCAGCACCUGCAGGACACGCCGGACUUUUACAUCGAAAUGAAGUGGGAGUUCACCAGCUGGGUACCGCUGAUGUCGCGCGUCUGCCCCAGCGACACGUACAAAGUGUACAAGCGCGGCUCGAACGUGCGCAUCGACACGACGCUGCUCGGGUUCGACAACAACACGUGGCAGCGGGGCAACCGCAGCUACAUCUACAAGGGCCAAUCGAAGACGGCCAGCAUGAUCGAGAUCGAUCACGACACGGGCGAGGUGUCGGUCGAGCACAUGCGCAACAUCGAGGAGGAAAACAUCGACGGCAUUCGGCCGAGCCGGGAGGCGGUCAACCUGCGGCUGCAGGCGCCGGUCAUCUGCAACCACAUCGACAUGGACAAGAUCAGCUUCGAGCGCAACAAAUCCGGCUUCUGGGGCUGGCGCAGCGAGAAGGUCGAAUCGAUCAACGGGUACGAGUGUAAGGUGUUCGGGGCCAGCAACGUCAAGUUCAUUACGCGCACCCGCAACGAGCAUCUCGGGAGCGAGCAGUCGCGCGUGAAAAAUUCGCGCACACCCCUGCAACACUUCCUGGGCAUGACGGAGGAAGAUUACGAUCAUGCCGCGGUGGCAGGAUCGAGUACAAGUGCACUUAGGGAGCAGCAGCAGCCGCUCGUGCCGCCCUACAGCAGCGAGGACGAUCGGUCGCCGGAUGGGGCGGAGGGCGAAAGUAGCGGCGGCAGUGGGCAGCAGGAUACGGCAGCACCCACGGCCGAGGAGUACUUUUCCGACGUCGACCUGAACGGGCGGGACGUGGGCAAACCAAAGCGAAUCACUGCCAAAGAGCAAAUGUUUAAGGCAAACAUUUGGCUGAGCGAGGAGUUUCCGAUCAGGCUGCAGGAGCAGGUGUUACCCAUACUGGAUCUUAUGUCUACCAUGGCCAGCCCGCACGUUUCCAAGCUGAAGGACUUUAUAACGAUGCAGCUUCCCGCAGGAUUCCCUGUUAAAAUUGAAAUUCCACUCUUCCAUGUGCUGAACGCGGUUGUUACGUUCGGGAACGUGUUUGCGAUCGAGAAUCCGGUCCCGCAUGUCAGUCACAUCCGCGAGAGUGACGACCGGGUAACGUGCGUCAUCGACGAUGCGUGUUUCGAGGCACCGAGCGGGUACGGUGUCCGUCGUGGUAUUGCCGACUUCCGGCAGCAGCUCACGUUCGAGGAUGAGGACGAGCUGAUGCAGUUCGCCAUUCAGCAGAGUCUGGUGGAUUCGGGCAGCGAGAACGAUAAGGUCGACAUCUGGGAGGCGCUCAAGGCGCCGAGACCACUGACGCCGCAGUACUACGAGGACGAGCAGCUGCAGAGAGCUUUGCAAGAAUCACUGAUAACCGGAUUUCAAAGCAGUAGCAGUAGCACAGCGACCGGCCACCCAUCACCACCCCUACCACCCGCCCUAGCGCUCGACCACCAAGCGGACGCAGCCGACACCGUGCCGGACUAUCUGGACCCGAACCUGGAGCUGGCGAUAAAGCUUAGCCAGGAGGAGGAAACACGCCGCGAGGAGGAACGGAGGCGCGAGGAGGAAAUGUUGGCCGAAGUGUUGCGGCUUAGCUUGCAGGAGAAGUAGGGGGCACACGCAGUCGGGAAUUGCCUGACUAGCGUGGCACUACAAAACAGAAAAACAGAAGGUUACCCCCAGAAAGUCGAGAGUGGCGAGAGUGAGCCGUGCCGCGAACCUGUCCAAUUUCCCCCCGAAGGGUGCUACGUGAAAGGCAUGUGUAUUUAGCAUUUAAGGCGUGGGGUGGGCGAAAUGCGUAUUAUUUAAGUUAUCCACGCGGCUACUCUGCUACGGCUGUGCGCGGAAGUUGUCCAGCCUCAUCAUCCCACUUGAAACCAAUUGGUUACGCUACCCUCCGGUAGGUGCUCGGGACGGCUGCCCCGACCCGUCCCGUCUAAACGUCCAGUAGCUUCUUAUUUAUCAGUACCGAAUCGCAUCAUGUCGCAGACAUCAAUGCGCGUAUGCCCCUCCCAAUAUUCCCACUUCCUCCAACCGUUCGACGCAAGCAUCCCGGAACAGAAAUUCCAUUUUGCCGCGCUGUUGGAACUAAGCCUACUACCCCGUGUACAAAGUGAGUCAGAAUGAGCGAAUGAGUUAAAUCUUAACAAUGAGUGAGAUGAUUUAAAUCAUCACUAAGAGUAAUGUGAGUUAAUUUCCCCGUGCCGAUUAAGCAUUCACGCACUACGGUUUAACUCACUGAGUACGUUUAAGGGGCGUUCCGGUGGCCAAGGCGAUAGCGGUGCCGGUCUUCACACGACAGGACCGGGAUAAAAACCCCUUCUAGACCGACUCCACGUACGCAGGGCUGACUACUUUGCUACGGGUAAAAUCAAGCCACAGAAAGCCAGAAAUGGCAGGCCUGAGACCUGUCGUGGUUGUAGUGCCAAGGAAGAAGAAGAAGAAGAAGAAGUACGUUUGAACUCACUCGUGAGUUUAACAUCGCAUUACAUUAUUUUUAUUUCAAACACUCAAAUUGUUUUGACUGAAAUCAUCUUGCCAGCGUGUUUUAAUAAAACGAGUGAGUUAAAUCGUAGUGAGUGAGUUUAAGCACAGCGAGUGAAUGGUUAGUCGACACGGAGAGUUCAGCUCACCAAUGAGAUACUUAACUCAUGAGUGAAUUAAAACACAGUGAGUGAGUAGUUAGUCGGCGCGGAGCGUUAAAUCAUUCCUCGAGAUUUAACUCAUUAAAGAGUGAGUAUAAGAUUUACCUCACUCAUUCACUCUGAUUUAAAUCACACUGCUGAGUGGUUAUUCCCAUCACUAGACAUCGACGGGGGAAGGGUUUUGCUAACAGCCGGCAUAUUAAGCUAAGGUCUGCAAAGAAGUAAUAAGCAUGUUUCCUACCUGUAAUGAAGGGUGAGCUGCGUUGCGCCAAAGCUGAUCGGAUUGCGGAUAGCUAUUAACAAACCCGUUUGUACGCAAACACACACACACACACACUACUACCUGAAAGGCAAGUACAUUAGGAGCAGGAUAAAGAAGGAGCAAACUAAAGUGAAAUGCAAAACUAUUUUA
This is a messenger RNA of Anopheles stephensi (Asian malaria mosquito), 3729 nucleotides long. RefSeq names its product ankyrin repeat domain-containing protein 13D. NCBI's taxonomy places the organism in Eukaryota, Metazoa, Arthropoda, Insecta, Diptera, Culicidae. The coding region runs from base 355 to 2283 and encodes 642 amino acids. Gene Ontology annotation, molecular function: protein binding. Gene Ontology annotation, cellular component: cytoplasm. The transcript has 5 exons. The record is from RefSeq and is a predicted model, not a curated record.